AUGAAUGACAUCUACAAAGCUGCGGUAGAGCAGCUCACAGAUGAGCAGAAAAGUGAGUUUCGGGCGGCCUUCGACAUCUUUGUUCAGGAUGCUGAGGACGGCUGCAUCAGCACAAAAGAGCUGGGUAAGGUGAUGAGGAUGCUAGGACAGAACCCCACUCCAGAAGAGCUGCAGGAGAUGAUCGAUGAAGUGGAUGAGGAUGGCAGCGGUACGGUGGACUUUGAGGAGUUCUUGGUGAUGAUGGUGAGGUGUAUGAAGGAUGACAGCAAGGGGAAAUCAGAGGAAGAACUGGCUGAACUCUUCCGCAUGUUUGAUAAGAAUGCGGACGGUUAUAUUGACCUGGAUGAGCUGAAGUUGAUGUUGGAGGCCACGGGGGAGACCAUCACUGAGGACGACAUCGAUGAACUGAUGAAGGAUGGCGACAAAAACAAUGAUGGCAAAAUUGACUAUGACGAGUUCUUGGAGUUCAUGAAAGGUGUGGAAUAAGUGUUAAAAAUCAAAGAAGACUUUGCUUACCUUUCGACUCAACUGCUUCGCACUCAGAUUCAAAGGAACGCCAAAGAAAAGAGCUUUGUGGUUUAUUUAUCUCAAACAUGUCAAUGAGGAUUUCAACAAUAAUGCAAUGUGUAUGAUUGAAAAUGCCUGUUUUUUUAUAUAAAAGCCUUCUAUUUGUGAAUGUAUGUUUGUAAUGUUUGUAACCAGAGUCUAAAGACUGAAUGUCUGUAAAGAUUAUUGUAGCGUGAGCUGAAUUGUUUUUAUCUGGUAGAUGCUAAACAGUGUAGAAAACAUUUUACCUCAGGAGGAGUUGGGGCCUUUAGAUAUGCUGCCUUAAUCUGGAAUCUCUCAGAGAUAACAUCCAAGAUGGCCUAUUUUAAAAUCAAAGCUUUGUAAUCCUUAAAGUUUGCCUUAACAAAUCAAUGCUAUAUGUUAAGCAUUUCUCUUUUCUUAGAGGCUAACUCUAGAUUUCUGCUAAGUGGAGAAAUAAAACAGGUAAUAAUUGUGCGAGAACACAGAAGACAGUGCUUUGUGCCUGAGUUGCCUGUUUUGCUUUGCUGAAUUAGGUCUCCAGAAAUUAUUAAAUUUGAUUCAAGUUU
Pygocentrus nattereri (red-bellied piranha) is the source of this 1094-nucleotide messenger RNA. It is a transcript of the gene tnnc1a, whose product is annotated as troponin C type 1a (slow). Lineage: Eukaryota; Metazoa; Chordata; Actinopteri; Characiformes; Serrasalmidae. Gene Ontology annotation, cellular component: myosin II complex. Gene Ontology annotation, molecular function: calcium ion binding. The transcript is spliced from 6 exons. The record is from RefSeq and is a predicted model, not a curated record. The coding region runs from base 1 to 486 and encodes 161 amino acids.